AUGAAUUCCAUUCAGGCCAAAUUCGAUCGAUCCGAUGAAGCCUGCGCAGCUUGCUCCAUUUCGCAUGAGGAUGUAAAGUCUCCGGUCGGUAGGCCUUUGGUCGACUUCAAUUUCAACCGCGGGAUCUUUGACAACGCCGACUACUUCACCCACGAUUGCAAGCCGGAUUCGAAGAAGGACCAAAACCAUGAGAAGCAAAACGCUCAAUAUUCGGAAGUCCAUCGCGGAGUCCCUGCUCUGGUUGUACCCUCACCGAUGCACACCAACUCCCGGCCACAGCGCGUUCCCCUUGGUCAACUCGACGCCUCGUCCUCCAACGCGAGGGUUUCCCUGGCGCAACUGCCACAAGCCCACGUCUUACCAAAGGCCCAGCCGGCCUCUGGUAUUCAAGGCACAACGCACGUCUCAACGCCACUUCCUCGGUGUGCUAAUUACCAUGAUGAUGGAACGACGGACUGUCAUUUGUCGAUGAUGCCGCGAGCACCAGACCAUGCUGUCAAUCGUUUCAUUAGCAGAUCUCAUGCAUCCGGAUAUGAUAACACCAAGAAACGAACCCAGGCUAUCUGCAUAGAUGUGCCAACCAAGACAUCAUAUACGCAAGCCGCUUGGGAUCGUCGGGAUGACGACCGCUCACCAUGCCUGACGAUUACCGACCACGAACACAUGACUGUUUUGUGCAACGAUUCGUCAACCAAUUUCCAAUCGACAAGGCAGAACAACUCUGAUGGAACCUUACAAAGCCUGGACGAUUCCAGUGCCGAUCAUCAGAAUGUCUCUGGCUCGGUAACUGCAGCUUGGGACUAUAUGCGAAAAGAUGACGCAAGUCCUCAUGGUCGCUAUCCCGAGCCUCGUAUUGCGUACACCCCAUUUCAUCCCCGUCAUGCCAGUGCUAUCAGCAAUGAGCCACUUGAUCGUCCUGCACGUGUCAUUGGUGUCAACCAGAGCGGUAACCUGGACAUGAGAAGUGCCGAAGCUUAUUGUGAAACCCGCGAAGGAUGUGGCGGGAAUCACCAACCCACUGCAACCUACAGUCAAUCAAGCGACAUGACCAUGGGGUUUCCAGAAACAGCGAUGUCGAUGUAUUCCCCUACAUCCUAUCGCAACACGGUGUGCCCAGCCAGAGUAGGCCCUUCAAGCGAUUCGACUGCUGGACAGAUGCUCGCACAGCAGCUAUGGGUACCCCUCGGGAUGUCAGUCAAUUACAAGGGGAACAUUGGACUGAGAGCCAACCAAUCUGCUGACAUCCCCGACUACCUGUCAUGUUCUCUGUGGAUUACCAAUCUCAACCUGUCUGCUGCGAACGGCGAGCAUGACCUUCUCUCGCAGAUCAAAGGCUGCGGCAAGGUGUAUGCAUGCGUUAUCAACCCUCCGGACACAGUGCUCGGCCAUACCACCAGCGCCGCCAAGCUGGUUUUCUUCCGUACAGAGGGCGCGGGUGAACUUAUACGCCGAUCGCAGAUGGGCGACUUUGUCGUCAACGGUUACGUGCCCAAGGUGGUUUACAACCGCAUCCGCACAGCCCCCCAGCAGCCCGGGCCCGAGUCGCGGGUCAUCCACAUUGAUGGUCCCAAAGCCAUCGUCGAUGUAGACUUCCUCACGUUGUGGUUCAGUCAGCGAUUCGUAUUUCAGACAGACGAGGUUCUCGCACUGAGUGAGGAGGCUGGUCCCAACGGACGACGUCGUCUGGAGUGGCGAUUUGGGUCGUAUCGCUGCCAGGCCAGCGCGGCCAUGUCCUUCAUUGAUAAGGAGCGCCGACGAGGCUACUGGAACAUUGGACAGCACCACAACCUCUGGCGUCAAGUCCAUACAUAUUUUGCGGUUGAUCCGUGCGCCUAA
Neoarthrinium moseri is the source of this 1836-nucleotide messenger RNA. RefSeq lists its product as uncharacterized. NCBI's taxonomy places the organism in Eukaryota, Fungi, Ascomycota, Sordariomycetes, Amphisphaeriales, Apiosporaceae. The record is from RefSeq and is a predicted model, not a curated record. The transcript has a single exon. Bases 1 to 1836 code for a protein of 611 amino acids.